This is a messenger RNA of Suillus paluster, 1506 nucleotides long. RefSeq lists its product as uncharacterized. NCBI's taxonomy places the organism in Eukaryota, Fungi, Basidiomycota, Agaricomycetes, Boletales, Suillaceae. The transcript is spliced from 7 exons. The record is from RefSeq and is a predicted model, not a curated record. The annotation marks the transcript as partial.
AUGUCAACAGGAUUUGUAUCAAUCGACGUACUGAGCUGCGAAUGCUCCAGCCUUGCGCAGGUCCUCCUUCAUCAUGGGUUAUUCCCUACUUCACCUUCACAACCUCGUAUGGCAGUCUCAGUGGAUCUACUGUCGUUUUAUCGAGCACUCUUUGAGCGUUCUUGUGAUGCAAUCAACGCUCUGGCAUCCGCGCUCAAAACCCACUAUUCACGCCGAGGGUUUCAAGUCACUGACGCACGGGGUGAACUUGUGCAGGAACCCUUUCGUCGCGGUCUGGGCCAUGCCGUACAGUGGUACGAUGUCCUACAGGUCGAAAUCGAACGCCAAGUCGACAACAGUUCUCCAACAAAGUCGAGACCGUGUGGCCAACCUCCAACCACCCCAACCACCACCACCUCAAACGCUGUCCGGCAUGUUUUGGCGGCACACUAUUCGGCCGACCCAUUGAACAAGGUGGAGGACAUACAUGUCGCUACGGAUGGUAAUUUCCAUCAUCGUCACCGGCGUUCUGCGGGUGACUGUCCUCGUUUCUAUGAGCCAACUUACUUCCUUUCCAAGCAAUUUGUUGAUGCAGUCGGGCGCCGAAUCAAUGCACAACGUAAGCGACCAGCAAAGGCACACGCGCCCCUUGUCCCUGAUGAAGCUAUCGACCUAUGUGAGAAUGCAUACGAAGCUGCCGACGGGAAGAAACAAAAGGCCGCUAUGGACAGCUUUGACGACACAGGCAUAAUGGCGCUUAUUUGCCGUCAUGAUAUUCCUCUUUUUUUUGCUAACAUCGAUACCCCUGGCGAGCAACAGAACCCCGGUCGUGACUCUCUACGACGUCGGCUGUGUUCUUGCACGGUCCCUUUCAAGUUCGAGAUUCUCCCUCAGGAUGUGUUAUUGCGCCUGCGCUUCGCAACUACAGCCAUGCACGCGUAUGGCCAUGAAUGGGCCUGUCAACUGGUGCACAAUCCACGGAUGUGCAUUGGCAUGGGGUUAUCUGACGGCGAGGGGACUGAGCGGUUGUGGUCGCGAUUCAUUCGCCUGAUAGGUGUCGAAAGAUCAUCAUCGCGUCAGCGCCGUAUUUGGUUAAUUGACCGCCAAGCGACUGCGAUAGGAUCUGAGAUGAAAGAUGACCUCGGUGACUGGAUUAAACGCCGUUUGAAACGGGGCAUCAAGGACCAGGGUUCUGUGGCACUCGAUGCUAUCAACCGUUGUGAAACAUCUGUGGAGGACCUACAGGCUCAGUGGGCUGACCACGACAAUCACAACUCCUCAAUUCGCGCUCAUGCUCCUGCUCGCCUCCGAAAAGAACUUGACACUGUUCUGGCUCUACAAUCCGAUUUGGAUGCCUCUGAUCGAGCCUUGCAGGCUACAAGGACUACGCUAGAGAAAGACGCAGCAUCCGGUGAUACCCUCGAUGUCCUCGAGAGCCUACAGAGGGGCCAUGAUCGUCUCAUGGCCAAAGUCGAAGCACUGUAUUCUUCUCUAAAUGUACACGACAGAUUUCCCGAGCUCGAUGGA